Messenger RNA from Nematostella vectensis (starlet sea anemone), 2098 nucleotides. RefSeq names its product tRNA-splicing endonuclease subunit Sen34. The record is from RefSeq and is a predicted model, not a curated record. Gene Ontology annotation, cellular component: tRNA-intron endonuclease complex. Lineage: Eukaryota; Metazoa; Cnidaria; Anthozoa; Actiniaria; Edwardsiidae. The transcript has a single exon. Gene Ontology annotation, biological process: tRNA splicing, via endonucleolytic cleavage and ligation; tRNA-type intron splice site recognition and cleavage. Bases 27 to 1082 code for a protein of 351 amino acids. Gene Ontology annotation, molecular function: tRNA-intron lyase activity; nucleic acid binding.
UCAGUGAGUUUGUGUUUCAAAACAAAAUGGCGGAUGAAGCAUGUUCGAAGGAAGUAAGAAAGUUAACCAUAUUUGCCUCUACGGGAGAAGUUCUAGUUUGGGAUGCAGACACGGUGUUAAAACUCAGGAGUAAAUAUAGAAUUAUAGGCUCUCUAAUUGGUUCACUUCCUAGAAAACCGAGACAAAAUGUAUUCUUGUCCCUUCCUCUCGUUUUGUCCGAAAAUGAAACGACGCUUCUACUAGAGAAAAAAGUUGUAGAACUUAAACAAAGCGACUCGGCACCUCCUUUGCCAUCAGAAGACAAGGUUAAGAGGCUUGAUUUUUUGAGAGAAGAGAGCAUGCAUGAACAAGCUAGGAUGUUCUUGGAAGAAAGAGAAGAGAAAAAACAAGAGCUUUCUGAAGUGAUUGAAGAGGGGAGAAAACGAAAAAGAAAUCGAAGGAAAAAAGGAAACGGGAACGUCUCAAAUAUGACAGAAAAGGUAACAAGACUAGAUGGUGAAUGCAAUAAUACAACGAGAAACCAUAUUCUACACUCGUGUAAAAAGAAUCAAGAAGAAAUUACUUUUUCGGAAACCUCAAGCUGUUUGAACGAGCCACAAGCAAUGGAGUUAUAUAAUUCUACAAAUGAACCAUCUGUUUGUGAUCCACAACUUGUUGAAGCUGAUUUAGCAACGACCAAUGGAGAUGAAACUUUUAAAAGGCUGCAAGGGACUGUGGUUCACAUACCAACAAAAUCACCACAUGCAAUAACAGGGUGUUACCCGUUCGCCAAAUGGAGUUAUCCAAACACAGAGAAUGAGCAUUUGAGAUACAGCAUAUUCAAGAACUUGUGGGAGAGAGGGUUAUAUAUAACUUCUGGGUGCAAGUUUGGAGGUGAUUUCUUAGCCUACCCUGGGGAUCCUGUUAAGUUCCAUUCAUUUUAUAUUGUUGUUGUUGUACCCUAUGAUAAGAGGACUGGCAUGCUGGAUGUUGUAUCAAUGGGUAGACUUGGUGCGACUGUUAAAAAGACUGCAGUCUUUGCGAGCAUGGAUUCUGGGGGAAAUGUGGUUUAUAUGUCUGUAAAGUGGAGUGGUAUUAGCUAGUCUUGAAAUGCAGGAAGUUGUCAGGCAUUUUACUUGACAUUUCAUGUUGAAGCGAAAUAAAAAAAUCAGAACCUUACUCAGGACAGAAAGGCUUGGAAUAUACAUCUAAUUUAAUAAAAGCUGUCAGUUCAGAUGGCGCAUUGUAAAUGCAUUUCUAAGACCAAAAGAAACUAUGGAAUUCAAUAAUGAAAAAACAUGUAUAAAUGGUACAAUAAUCCAUUAACAGGCAUAAAUGUAUGGUUCUGGCAUGGCUGGAGCUUAUUCAUGACCUUUGUCCUUACAAAUAAUUUAUACCAAUAAGCACCUUUCGGUCGUAGAUCUUCCAUUCGCCGUUUGCACUUACAGCAAUGUUUUUCUUAGGUGUAUACCCUGUUUAAAAUAAAUAGUUUAAAAUAUGUACUGUCUAGAAGGUAAACAAUGUUAGCCUAUCCCCCUAAGAAUAAAAUAAGUAAAACAAAAAUGGGCAAUAUUUGAGCUAUUAAUUCUAGUUUGAAAUUUCAGCAUUAUAAGGGUGUUUUUUAUGGAGAGCAAUAUUAGAAUUUCAUUGCAAAUGGAAUAUGAUAAAAUUUAAAAAUAUUGCACUUUUAUUGCCAUUGGAAUCUAAUACAAGUUAGCUAGUCUGUCUAUUAAAGAUACACAUACUUUACUUUAGAUUAUUGCACACGUUUUUUCUCCUUGAAAAAUCAUUUUUAUAUUGUUAAUUGUGCAUAUUACUGCAUUGAUUUUCACUAAAAUCUGUUAAUGUUAUGAAGUGCAGCAGUGUUUUAAAAAAUAGUUUUGCUUGUUUUUUUUCCAUGCAUUGUAAAUAGUUCAAAGGGAGGAAUAUUAACAAAAUAAAAUUCAAGAAAAACAUUGUUGAAUAUGUCCUAGUGAGCAAUUGUUCAUUUUAAAUUUUACUGUUGCAUGUGCAAUGAUCUAAACACUCCCAUGCCUUCCAAUGAUAAGGCUUUGCAUAUUUUAGCUGUCAUUAGAUUGGCAUGUUCACUAAAGCAGAACAAUAAAAAAAAUAUGCCCUC